This is a messenger RNA of Myripristis murdjan (pinecone soldierfish), 4821 nucleotides long. RefSeq names its product ataxin 2 (gene atxn2). The record is from RefSeq and is a predicted model, not a curated record. Gene Ontology annotation, cellular component: cytoplasmic stress granule. Gene Ontology annotation, molecular function: mRNA binding. NCBI's taxonomy places the organism in Eukaryota, Metazoa, Chordata, Actinopteri, Holocentriformes, Holocentridae. Gene Ontology annotation, biological process: cytoplasmic stress granule assembly.
UGUGUGUGUGUGUGUUCACCGGCUCACGUGGAUGCCACAGUACAGACGCUAAGGUUUCAUGGACUUCCUGUAAAUAGUGCCAUGUUCUAGGUCUUGUGUUUAUCGGGGAGAGAAGCAACUAUUUAAUGAUCGUGUUUGACGGCAUGGAAAAUUGUCUUACGAGUUUUUUUAAUCAUCUUGGUGGUUGUCAAAGAAGACGGUCUGUCAGUGUUUGAUUGGAUGUUAUGUGCCGUUACGCCUUUCAUAUAUCCCUCCGCUGUUUUUUGUCCCCUUUCAGACUGUUUUGGUCUUUUCGCUGUUAGCAACGGAGAGAACCCGAGAUAGCCGUAAACCCCAUUUUGAGAUAAUCGAAAUUUUCUGUUAGGAUUACACAAUAAAUUGACAAGAGUUGUGACACACACGUUUAUUUCCGAAGAGUUAUUGGCGCUUAUUGUCUUUUUUAAAAUAUUAUUUUUUUCUGUUUUAAUAGGCAUUGUACAGGUUGCUAAUUUAGCUAGCAGACGUUAGCUAGCUUCUUAGCAUAGCAUCUUGCCCAAGAAAGCUGAGGCAGACGAGCAGGUUGACAUUAGCUUGCUAGCUAGCUAGACCCUCUGAGUGCUAGCAAGCUGUCACUCAGCUGCACACCGUCUCGUCGUCACACGAUUGCAGUGGUAAGCCGGUCGUUUUAAAGCAUUAGACAACACUGCAAACGUCGUUUAUGGGAUCACCAUGUCAAUGAAGGCCGGUGGAAAUCGCAAGCCCGGCGGUGGCAGCGCUGGUGGUGCCGCUGCCUCCGGUGCUGGAGGAAGCGGCGGGGGACGACAGAAUCUGGGCAGAGGGCGACACAGUGGUAAAGGUCCUUCUGCAGCAGUCGUUUUCAAUGGUGUAUAUGCAAAUAUGAGGAUGGUCCAUGUCUUGACAUCAGUGGUGGGGACCAAGUGUGAGCUCAAAGUGAAAAACGGAGCCGUCUAUGAAGGCGUGUUUAAGACAUACGGUCCAGAGUGUGACCUGGUGUUGGAUGCAGCACAUAGAAAGAGCCCAGAGCCAAGCGUUGGUCCCAGGAAAGAGGAUAUUGUGGAGAGCAUCAUUUUCAAGGCCUCUGAUGUAGUAGUGGUGACCUUCAAAGACGUGGACCUGAAUUUCGCCAGGAAAGACAAUUUCACAGAUGCAGCGGUGAGUGGCAGGAUCAACGGAGAGCACAAGGAGAAAGAUCUUGAGCCCUGGGAUGGAGGGGAGACGCACACCUCUGACAGCCUGGAGUCUCUGGACACAGACGUGUCAAACGGUUGGGAUCCCAAUGACAUGUUCAAGUACAACGAGGAGAAAUAUGGAGUCCUGUCUACGUACGACAGCAGCUUAUCCACAUAUACGGUCCCUCUGGAGCGGGACAACUCGGAGGAGUUCCUGAAGAGGGAGGCCCGCGCUGCCCAGCUGGCAGAGGAGAUCGAGGCCAGCGCCACAUACAAGGCCCGCGUGGCUCUGGAGAACGAUGACCGCUCUGAGGAGGAGAAAUACACCGCCGUGGUGCGAGGGGAGAGGGAGACACACACACUAAGCAGAGAGAACAAGUACAUUCCCCCGGGUCAGAGAAACAGAGAGGCGAUGUCAUGGGGAGCGGGACGUCAGAAUUCACCCCGUCUGGUUCAGAGCUCAGCUGGACCCCCAACUCCUCGGCCAGCACCUCACGACUACAGCCCCAGCUCCGGGGCCGACCAGAGGGUGGUAAAUGGAGGUUCAUCCCAUUGGCCCUCACCCUGUCCAUCUCCUUCCUCCCGCCCCCCCUCUCGUUACCAGUCUGGCCCCUCCUCCUUGCCUCCGCGGGCAGCCACGCCCACCAGGCCACCCUCCAGACCCCCCUCCCGACCCUCCAGGCCUCCCUCCCAUCCCUCCCACCCCUCCUAUCCCUCCUCCUCAUCUUCCUUGGCCCACCAUGGGCCCACGUCGCCAGCCUCCACCCUGCCCAAACGCAUGUCUUCAGAAGGUCCCCCCAGAAUGUCUCCCAAAUCCCAGCGGACACCCCGCGCCCACAGAGUGCCACCUUGCCGGACCAGCGGAGUCUCUUCAGGAGUGGACUUAAUCUCCCAUAAUCCCCCUGGAGAGGUCUCAAUGACUCCACCAACCAGGAGCAGCUCCUCUGGAGGUACCUGGUCAUCAGUAGUCAGCGGAGCUCAUAGACCUCGCUCCCCUCGACAGAACAGCAUGGGCGGAGCCUCCCCUGGCUCCUCCUCCCUCCCGUCUCCCCAGACUGGGACAGCUCCUGUGGAAACAGUUGCCACGCCAACAUCAGCCUCCUCUCCUACUGCUGCUAGCCCCGCCCCCAACAUGGUCUCCAGUCCCUCAGUAGAAGCAAAAGAGUGUCGCGUCCAGGAGACGAGACAGACAUCUCCCACGGCUAACAAGGAGAAUGUCAAGCCCCUGGACAGCUCUCCUAGCAUCACCAGACCAGUCUGUAAAGGACCUCCUUCCAUGGCACCAGACCACAGAAAACAAAUAGAUAAUUUAAAGAAAUUUAGUGUAGAUUUUAGGUUGCAGUCCAGCUCCAACCCAGAUCCUGUAUUCGACCAGAUGAUGACCAAACCUCCCAGAGAUCCAGGAGACAAGCCUAAGGACCUUCCUCUGGACAAGACCUCCACAGCGGGGCGGGAGGGCAGCGAGGAGGGUGUAGUGGUGAUGGCCACCGGCACCCCCGGCGGUUCCCCAGCCCCCUCCACCACCACCACAAACACCAGUAAGCCUGGCAGCCCCGCCGCUCCCUCCACCUCCCCCUCAGCCCCUGACCAGAAGAGAGCGGGGCUGGAUGUGACAUCACAGGGAGUUCAGACAACAGCCACGUCCACGUUCACCGGGCCAAAGCCUGAGGACAAGGAGGAGAAAAAGGAGGCAGUACAAGAUCAAGUUAGAAAAUCAACCCUGAACCCCAACGCCAAUGAGUUCAAACCCAGGUUCAACACACAGCCCAAACCAGCCAACACCCCCACGCCCCCCCGGCCCCAGGGCCAGCCUAGCCCCUCCAUUGUGGUCCAGCAGCCCCCGGCUGUCUAUGGCCAGACGGUCUGUUUCCCCCAGAUGUAUCCCCUCACACCGGUCAGCCCUGGAGUACAGAAAAGCAUAAUAUGGAAGUCUCCAGCCAUGUAUCACGUUCAGAUGCCUCAUAUGACGGUCAGCCAGUCUAAACCCUACAGACCAGUACCCAACAUGCCCCAGCAGAGGUCAGACCAGCACCACCCUCCAGGUACGCCCACCAUGAUGCACCCGGCAACGGCAGCAGGACCGCCCAUUGUAGCACCAAGCCCCGCCUACUCUGCCCAGUACUUCACCUGCAGCCCGCAGCAGUUCACCAGUCAGCCUCUGGUCCAGCAGAUGUCACACUACCAGUCACAGGCGCAGCAUGUGUUCAGUCCCGUAAUGCAGGGCAGUGCCAGGAUGAUGGCGCCUCCUACACACGGCCAGCCCAGCCUCGUCUCCUCCUCCACCACGCAGUACGCAGAACAGACACACACCAUGUACGUGUCACCAGGGCCAAUGCCCCAGCAGUACCCUCAUCCCAGCGCCACCCUGCACCCCCACCCACAGCACCCACAGCCCUCAGCGACCCCCACAGGUCAGGCCCAGCAGGGUGGCCCUCCGCAGCAUGGAGGUCCCCCCAGCCACCCGGCGCCUAGCCCGGUCCAGCACCCACAGCACCCGCAGGCGGCAGCAGCAGCGGCAGCAGCCCAGGCCCUCCACCUCGCCAACCAGCCCCCGCAGCAGCAGAUGUACUCAGCCUUGGCCCACACGCCCCCCUCCAUGACCCCUGGGCCCAACCCCCAGUCCCCCCAGGCCUCGUUCCCCUCUGCCCAGCAGACCGUCUAUAUCCACCCCCAGCAGGUGCAGCACAGCUACAACCCCAACCACAUGGCACACGUGCAGCAGGCCCACAUGCAGUCUGGCAUCGUGCCCUCGCACCAUGCGGCACCCACCCACCCCCCAAUGAUGCUGAUGGCGACCCAGGGUCCUCCAGGGGGCCCGCAGGCCCCCAUGCCCCAGACCGCCCUUAACCCCAUCCCCGUCUCCUCCACCACACACUUCUCCUACCUGGCACACCCACAAGUGCAACCUCACCAUCAGCAGCAGCUGUAAGAUAGAGGGCGCUGGUGAGCCGAGGGACCCGCUCUGCCUUGCGCUUCUCAUCCAGAGCCUUCAUAACCAGACGAUGAAGAGAACGACACCCUCCCUUUCCUCUCUCUUUCAUCCCCAUGAGACACAUGCUUCACAUCAGCUUUUCUCCGCCCCUGACCCCACCCCCACCCCCUGUCCCUCCACCUCCCCCACCCCACCCCUCCUCCUCUCCCCCCAGACUAGGCAAUAAGAGAAUGUUACCAGAUUGAUGCAGUGACACGUUUUAACGAGCUAGAGUUUUAACAUUAACAAACAGGAUUGCUUUUAAUCUGCCCCUUUUGACACACUGAUAUCUACACACAUGCACACACACACAUAACACAUGCACACAGUUCAACACACACACACACACACACAUACACACACAUACACUUUCAGAGGGUCCCUAAUUGCAACUUGAGUCAGCUUGCCAACUAAGAAUUGAAAGAGAGAGUGAGAGAAAUAAAUAAGUGAGAGUGAAGAAGAAAAAUAAACUGGAACUUGUAUUUUGUCUGCACCUUGUUAUGGAAAAAAAAAAAUCUUCCAACUCUUAGACAGUAUUAAUCUUACUGUUUAUCUAUUGCUGCUGCUGCUAUGUGCUGCGUUUGUUUCCAGACUACACGACAGGUUUCUAACCAAACUAAAAAAAAAAAAGACAUGACAAGAAGCUUCCUGUGAAUUAACAAACACGUCUUGGCAGCCAGA